Molecule: messenger RNA, 2315 nt
Organism: Gorilla gorilla gorilla (western lowland gorilla)
Lineage: Eukaryota; Metazoa; Chordata; Mammalia; Primates; Hominidae
Gene: TCTA
Product: T cell leukemia translocation altered
Exons: 3
Coding region: 378-698 (106 amino acids)
Biological process (GO): osteoclast fusion
Source: RefSeq, a predicted model, not a curated record
AGGUCGCGGCCCCGCGCACACGCGCGCACUCACAGCUCAUCCACUAUUGCUCAGGAGCCCGUCCACGCCCUAAAAGCAAAACCCUUAACCAAUCAUUGCAGCCGCGUGGGGCAUCACGGGAACUCCGGGGCUAUAAAAGACCUGGUUGCUAUUUUGUACUCCCGGAGUCACUCAGCCCUUAAGCAAGUAGGGUGGGGUUAGGUGCGCGUGCGCGGUUUUAAUACUCCUCCCCGAACUGCCAACUCUUGACGCACGCGAAGUAGGCCCCACCCUGCCUGGAUUUACGCGUGCGCACUAACGGGCCUGGUCCCGGAAGACCACACGCGUGCGUGGUGGGGACUACGGUGACAGUACCACGGGUGGGGCGAGGGCCAGUCAUGGCGGAGUCCUGGUCUGGGCAGGCCUUGCAGGCUCUGCCGGCCACGGUGCUGGGCGCGCUGGGCGCGCUGGGCAGCGAGUUCUUGCGGGAGUGGGAGGCUCAGGACAUGCGCGUGACCCUCUUCAAGCUGCUGCUGCUGUGGUUGGUGUUAAGUCUCCUGGGCAUCCAGCUGGCGUGGGGGUUCUACGGGAAUACAGUGACCGGGUUGUAUCACCGUCCAGGUCUGGGUGGUCAGAAUGGAUCCACGCCUGAUGGCUCCACGCAUUUCCCUUCGUGGGAAAUGGCAGCAAACGAACCUCUCAAAACCCACAGAGAAUAAGGGAAGGCAGCAGAGGGUCUCCAAGGGCAUCACUGGGUCUGCUGGCUUCUACACUGGGUUCUGCUACUCCCCAGACCUCAGGGACAACUGCCGGGGGUUCAGGGUUGGUAGCAGGGAGUACCCAGUGCCUACAGGGCUGGUCCUCUUCUGCCUCUUAACCCUGCUCCCUCACCCAGGCACUGGGCAAGUGAAGAGUUUGCCUGUACUCUUAUCUGGAUGCCUUAAGGAGAGAGAUUGUGUGCUUCCUCUCUCAGGGGUGAUAACUCAGGAAGCCUCUGGGUUGGGAAGACCAUCAGUUCUUUUGUCUUAGGUUUCUUUUCCUGUCCCUCUUCCCAUCCCCAAGAUGUGACCCCAUAAAAAUUUUUCCUGAAUUGGCCAGGUAUGGUGGCUCACGCCUGUAAUCCCAACACUUUGGGAGGCUGAGGCAGGCAGAUCACGAGGUCAGGAGUUCAAGACCAGCCUGACCAACAUGGUGAAAACUCCAUCUCUACUAAAAAUACAAAAAUUAGCCGGGUGUGGUGGCACACACCAGUAAUCCCAGCUACUCAGGAGGCUGAAGCAGGAGAUUUGCUUCAACCUGGGAGGCAGAGUUGCAGUGAGCCAAGAUUGCGCCGUUGUACUCCAGCCUGGGCAACAGAGCAAGACGCAUCUCAAAAAAAAAUUUUUUUUCCUGAGAGGAAGCCUGAGGUUGACCAGCUCUGGGGUUUGUAAGGCAGGUCUGUUUUCUCCUAGGCCCUGAGUUUUCUGAAUCUCUGGUUUUGCUUUGUUGGCAAGGAGCCAGGGAAUCCUGACCUGAGCCAGACCUUAAGCUCUAUGGUUAUUUAGCUGGCCAUUCAGGUAUAAGGCAGGGUGGUGUACCUGCUGGCACUAUCCAGAUGGAAGCACCAAACACCCACAUACCUGGCCCAACCAGACUUCUCCCGUGAGCCAGGCAAAGGAAAUUGUCAUCUGCCAACUGUCCUACUCAUAUUCCUCUUAGUCCUUCUUGGGGUUAAGCUGAUUACCUGAAGGAGGACAGCUGAACCCCUGGGGUAGCCUCCUACCCACCACUGCUUAAGUGCCUAUGGGAAUGUGGGUCUGUACCUUGUCCCCUCAUAGGAUGGUACCAAGCAUUUAGUGCACAGUGGCCCCAUCAUAGCCUGCAGCCUCAUCAUUUCCCAUCUGGACCUGGUACAAAUGCACGUCACAGGCUCAGCUCCUCCCCACUAGCAUCUUCUCUACCUUCAAGAACCAGGCAGCCCUGCCAUGUCACAAUAGGCCAGGGGAGUUUCCAAAGAUGUGGGUGGCAAAUGCCCCUAUAGAAACACCAGUACCUGAAAGCACUGUAGCCUUGGACCUGCCUCCUUCCCUCGGGGCCAUACUUCUGUUUCCAUCUGCUGGGCCACCAGCCACUUUAGUGACCCCUGCCUACUUCCUCCCUGUGGGAUAUCAUACUUCCAUCUGGCUGCCUUUGCCUAAGCCAUUUUUGUGGUAGAGGGGCCCUGGAAUUGCGGCUGUACUGAGGAUGAUGUUAUUCACAGCCCCUGGCCCACCCACUAAUACUACUGCACAGAGUCAGGAUCUCACAUUUCACCCCAGGCUCAACUGAGGAUGUGGCUUAUUAAACACGGAAGUGCA